GUUUCGGAUGUGAUUGGCGGGGUCUAGGGUUUAUGUGAGCAUUCUUGACAUUUAUCCUAGAUUCUUUGGAUUCUGACAAGGUGGGUCUUUCGUAGAUUCUUUAACAUAUGCUACUAGUUUUUCAACAAAACAAAAAAGAAAUAUGCUCUUUGGAAAAAGAGUAUUCUGAUUCCCAGUAAAACGAUUCUGAAUUUAAUGCGUUUGCAUCAUCGUAAAAGUCUUACACCUUUUUUUCCGCAUACCUUUGGUAUUUCAUAACUGCCAUCAGUUUGAAUGCUCAUCUCUUGGAUUAUGGGCUGUCAAAUUAUGGCAGAUUGAGGGUUUUAGACUUAAGACUGAUAAAGGUGUUUGGAACUUGGUGGGUAUGGAGACUCUGGGCUUAGCUUCAGAUCUUUUGACCUCGAAUUUGUUUAUGCAAGAAGGCAAGAGCACAAAAUGGACUAAAGAAGAGAACAAGAAAUUUGAGAGUGCUCUUGCAAUAUUCGACAAGGAGACCCCGGAUCGAUGGAUAAAGGUAGCAGCCAUGAUCCCCGGAAAGUCUGUUUUCGAUGUGAUGAAUCAGUACAUGGAAUUAUUAGCAGAUGUUAGUGAUAUAGAAAAUGGUUUGGUACCAAUUCCUGGUUAUCUGACCUCCUCUUUCACACUGGAAUGGGUUGACAGUCGCGAUUUUGAUGCGUUUAGAAAGAAGUCUUCCACAGGGCGAUCUGAUCAGGAGAGGAAGAAAGGUGUACCAUGGACAGAAGAGGAGCACAGACGAUUUUUAUUGGGUCUUCAAGAGCACGGAAAAGGAGACUGGAGAAAUAUUGCCCGUAAUUUUGUUAUCUCUAAGACACCAACUCAAGUGGCAAGCCAUGCUCAGAAAUUCUAUCUAAGGCAGCUUUCAGGAGGAAAAGAUAAGAGGAGACCCAGCAUCCAUGACAUCACAGCGGUCAGUCUGACUGACACUUCCUUAUUGGAAAAUAACUCAUCUCCUUCAACUGACAAGUCUACUGUGCUUACACCUACCCAUAAGUCAUCAAGCACACCUAAGAUAUUACUAGACUGGAAUCAUCCGGAUGAUGGAGCGGUGAUGGUUUUCAAUUCAACUCAUGGCAACCCGUUCAUGGCAUGCCCGUAUGAGAUUGUUUCACGUGGUCCUCAUCAGUUGCAGAGGAAUGCUCACCAUGAAGCCCAUUUUGGACCUCAAAAUUCAAGGUUUCAGAUUCAUGCAACAAGGUAUCAGAUUCAUGGAUGAAGCAGCAAUGUUAAUGGUCAAUAGGUUGACAUGCUAAAUUGUGUUUUCCUUGAGCACAAUCUUAAUUUAGCAACUAAGUCAUGCUGUUAUGUACAUUGAUGACAAGGUACAUGCUAGUUGAAAGAAAAAUUAUGUCAUGCUUUAACUUGCAAAUGAAAGACUCUUCAACUUGUCUAUAAAUUUCUAGUUCUAUGGAGCCCUAAAUGAUUUUAGGCUGAAAACUGAAGCCCCUGAGUCGAUAUCUGUUAAAUGAAGGGGAGAUAAGCUUCUUGAAUUAUGUAUGACUUUGCAUUUAGCAUGGAUAGACUUUAGCAAG
Molecule: messenger RNA, 1550 nt
Organism: Ilex paraguariensis (yerba mate)
Lineage: Eukaryota; Viridiplantae; Streptophyta; Magnoliopsida; Aquifoliales; Aquifoliaceae
Source: the annotation of a GenBank genome assembly